UAUAUGUUCGAUUAGCGUGGUGCGCUGUAGUCGGUAGAAACAGGUAGAAAGACACGAGGAGUCGCGGCGCUCCCGGGUUUGUGGCUUGUGCACAUCAGUGUUGUGUUUUUACCAGUAAAAUCACUGCAAAGAGAUCAGUUGAAUUCCGUCAACAUGACGAGCGAAUCGGAAUCUGAAUACAAUUCUUCGGACGAAGAACUGCGGGAAGCAUUUGCCAAAGGACUGUUGAAGCCAGGAUUGAACGUUGUCGAGGAGAGCAAAAGGGAUUACAAAAACAAUGUGCGUGGAAUGAACAGCAAGUUGGAAGAGUUUCGUCAAAAACUACCAUGGAUUGAAAGGCUUGUCUUGAUUAAUGCUCCAGCUCCAUUAGCUCCAGAGCUUGCUCUUCAAAUGCAUGAACAAGAAGCUCGUCGUGCCAGACAACUGAAAGGCAAUAGGAAACUGCCCCAAUUCAGUCCAUCCGAAGAUCCAGUUUUAAAUGAUUUUAGAAGAGAGACUAUGUUUCACAGACAAGCACAAAGCGCAGUGGUUGAAGGAAUAGCUAGGCUGAAGUCACUGAAUAUUCUUACUAAGAGGCCUGAAGAUUACUAUGCAGAGAUGGCUAAAACUGACAAGCACAUGGAGAAGGUUAAAGAAAACCUUGUGAAAAAACAAGUAGAAGCUCAACGUUCUGAAAAGGUGAGACAGUUAAGACAGCAGCGUAAAGUUUCAAAACAAAUGCAAGUAGAAGCUACAUUGAAGAAGCAUGCUGAGAAAAGGAAAUUAAUGGAAGAGGUCAAGAAAUACCGCAAAGGUAUCAGGCAAGAUCUUGACUUCUUGGAUGACAAGAAGAAAUCAGCUCCCAAAGGAAAAGAUGGCAAAUCUUUGAGCAAAAAAGCCUUAGAGAAGAGGAAUAUGAAGAAUUCUAAAUUUGGUUUUGGAGGUAAAAAGCGAGGCUCAAAGAAAAAUACCAGAGACAGUGCAGCAGAUAUGUCAGAGUACAAAAGACCUGGUAAACCUGGAAAGCCUGGAUCAAGGCCUACAAAAGGAGGCAAGGCAGCAAAAUUCAACAACAAAGGAAGACCAGAGAAGCAAAGACCUGGCAAAAAUAGAAGAGUGCAAAUGAAAGCAAAACGAAAAUAAUUGUAACAAAGAUUAGAUUAUUGCGAUUGAUUGGUGAGAAUGACUGAUGAAUGAGUAUGCACUGAGCAUUUUUCAUUAAUGAAUUGUUAUUUAUAUGGUUUGAAUCAUACUGAAGUAAUCUAUUUUUCCAUAGAUUAAAUGCUUCAGUGUUUACAAAAAAUUUUACUUUGUAUAACUUUCAAUUUGUUAUAUCACUUUUUAUACGGAUAAAAAUAGUACUUUACUAUUUGUUUAAAAUAACAUUUAAGCAGAGAUAAGUUAAUCUUGUACAUACAUUAUAAGAAAAUGGAAAAUAAACAAUGUAUUUUCUUGAACGAUUCUUUGAAAAAUGUUCUUUUAAAACAAUUACUUAGUUCAUUUUUCUCUCUGCCAAAGCAAACAUUUAAUAUAUUCUGUUAAACAGUCCAUGUUACCAUAGUGUGUUAUUUUAUCGACUGAGUUUUUGGAGCAAUGUGUUCAUAUAGAUUUCAAAUGAUGGCGCCUCUGAAAAUAUGCAAAUUAGUUUGCUGGUCGCCGGUACACGAUAUGCACUGUAAAAAGCAAAAUUGAAAGUUAUUGCAAUAAGAUUUUUUGAAAAUUUGUUGAUUGGUAGAUACGACAAUGAAGAUAGCCGGCCUAUAUAUCUUACUAUUUCUUUUGGAGUAACACGAUACGUUAUAGAUAAAAGCAGAUAAUAAAUUUGACAAAACUUCAA
This is a messenger RNA of Nasonia vitripennis (jewel wasp), 1816 nucleotides long. RefSeq names its product probable rRNA-processing protein EBP2 homolog. The transcript is spliced from 3 exons. The coding region runs from base 154 to 1122 and encodes 322 amino acids. Gene Ontology annotation, cellular component: nuclear periphery; preribosome, large subunit precursor; nucleolus. The record is from RefSeq and is a predicted model, not a curated record. Gene Ontology annotation, biological process: rRNA processing; ribosomal large subunit biogenesis. NCBI's taxonomy places the organism in Eukaryota, Metazoa, Arthropoda, Insecta, Hymenoptera, Pteromalidae.